AUGACUGAAGAAGAGCUUCCUUCAAGUGAUAUUAACCCUGGAAAUGCUCUUGACAGAGUUCAGGAAUGCCAGAAAUACUUAACUCUCCAAAUGUGGACUCAAUACACCUUUUUAUAUAAACAUCUUGCACAGUUUCAAGACAUUCGCGUUCGUGGAGCUGGUAAAAUGCUUCGUGAUGAUGAUGAAUUUACCAAAGCUUGGAAUGCUCUUCGAACUUCCUCCGUAGAUAUGAUGUUAAAAUGCUUAGAAAGUGCGCAGAGUUUUGAAGAAUUCAAACUUUGGAUAAACCACCUUGCUCCAAUUGUCAAUGAUCCACGUACGCUUUGGAAUAUUAUUCAUACAGAAGUUCAAUGCAGUUUGAAAGUGACUCUUGAACAAUCCAGAGAGAUUCAGGAUGCUUUCUUUACUCAUGAAAUGCUUUUCGAAUACAGUCUUGAGUCAUUUUUACACUCAAGUCUCUGUGAUUUCAAAGAAGCAACGACAGAAGAAGGUUUAGUUGAUAUAUUCUAUGCUGCUGCAGGUUUCAUUCGCGCUUGCCAGCUUCCUGAUGAAUACAGAGUUACUCAAAAGCCAUUCAUUGACCAUGUCGAGAAUCUUCUCACUCAUUUCACGGAGAUUCCUGAUUUUGAUGCUAACAGAUUUGUUUGGUUAGUUGAAUCGAUUCAUGAUCACCUCCAUUUAUUGGAAAAUAACUUCAUCCAAAUCUGCAAAUCCGUAUUAGAGAAAAUGAUUAGCCACAAAGAUACAGGAGGUGGCUCAAUCUCUAAGUUAUACAAGAUGUGCGUAAUUUCUACAUCUCCUUUCUUACAAUCUCUCCAAGUUAUCAGGGAUUCAAUUGACAAAGCCUUCGAAGCUGUUUUAAUUGAGCAGCACAGCUUUGCAAGGAAGUAUAUAUUCGGAGGAUACGUCAAUUGUCUUUGGACUGGUCCAGAACAGAAAAGAAUUUCAGAUCCCCUCAGAACAUGGGUUUUAUACAUUAAUAACCUUCAAAAGAAGAUUAAACAGCAUUCAGAACUCCCUGUUCUCCUUCUUGCUGACUUUGUUGAUGAUUCUUUGCAAUAUUUCACUGGAUAUUACGGAGAAGUACAGCCAACAAAGGAAAGAGCUGUUAAUUUGAGGAUGGAUCUCUUCACUAUUGUCCAAACUGUUAAAGAUGUCUAUCCAAUCAAGUUUACAGACGCAUUUCUCAAAAAAUUGUGGUUCUUGCUCACAAUUGUAGCUGUUUGCGGUGCUUCUGAUGAACAGCUACAGAAUAUUAAGCAGGAGAAUGCUAAAGCUGAAGAUCCAUUCCUUGGAUUGAAGCAAAAUGGAAGAGAUUUCGAAGAUUAUUCGUUAGCUUUAGGUGUCUUGCAAAAGAAGUUUAAAGAUGAAGUAGAUUCAUUCCCUAUUAUGAUUGAAUUUAUUAGAAAACGUAUGAAUGGUGUUAUUGAUGAAGAAUAA
Molecule: messenger RNA, 1440 nt
Organism: Trichomonas vaginalis G3
Lineage: Eukaryota; Parabasalia; Trichomonadida; Trichomonadidae
Exons: 1
Coding region: 1-1440 (479 amino acids)
Source: RefSeq, a predicted model, not a curated record